UCUUAAAUACGUCAGUCAUCUCUUCUCAAUUCAUGCCGAACAACGUUUCAGUUUUAGACGUCAACAAGAUCAGUAUUUUUAUAUGGAAAAGUCAUGAAUUUUUCAAUUUUAUUCAUAUUUAUAACGGCAUUUAUUGUAAAAGGAGAAAAAAAAGAUGGAUAUUGUCAUCAAUAUUGUUAUAGUUUUGAUUAUGUGCGUUCACAAACCUCAUUUUUCUCGACAAAAACACCGUAUUUCACAAUGAGACGCAAAGAAAUUGGCAAACAAUUUCAAGUGGCAAAUUGUGAUCCAGUUAAAAUUUGGCUGUAUAUCCGUCACGGAGCACGCUUACCAAAAGCUAAAGAAAUGGAUCGACUUAGUCAAUUGGAAAAUUUGAGAACUGAAAUUAUUGCAAAUUACAAAAAAAGCAAUUCCACGAUUGCAUUCGGUGCAAUGUGUGAAGCUGACUUGGAUUUAUUGAGAGAAUGGCAAUGGAAUUGGAAUAUAACGAAAGAGUAUGACGAACACCUUACGACACAAGGGUGGAAUGACAUCAAAUUGAUCGCGGCACGAUAUCGCCAAUUUCUUCCAAAUAUUUUUGAAGAUAAUUAUAACAAACAAAAAUAUUUAUUCCGUUAUACAGACGUUCAACGUACCGAAGCAAGUUUUAAAGCUUUUGUCGAAGGUCUUUUCGGUUCAAAUGCACAUCAAUAUAUCAACGUGCCACCUCAAAGUGAGAAUGUUAAAUUGCUCAAACCAUACAAAUUUUGUGCAUCAAACGAAGAGAAAAUCACCGGCAAUCAAUCAGAAUAUCGAAAAUAUUUGAGAUCAAAUAUCAUGACGCAACUGGCGAUUGACGUUUCGGAACGACUUGGAUUUGGAUGUCCCCUAAAAAUCACACAAAUUCUCGACGUGUAUGACAUGUGCAUAUACGAACAUGCAUGGAAUCCGAAAGCCACGAGUGCAUGGUGUUCAGCAUUUACACCAUCGCAAAUUCACGAACUUGAAUAUAUAGAGGAACUUCGAAAAUACUAUGAAAGCGGCUAUGGAAUUAAGACAAAUGAACGAUUGGUAUGUAGUUUGGUAAACGACAUGUUAAAUCAUAUUGGAAAUAAUGAUGAACCAAAGGCGGUGGUAUAUGUCACACAUUCAUCCAGUUUACUCUUGUUACUGACUGCUCUCAAGGCAUUCAGCGACGCUGAUUCACUUCGGGCCAGUAACUAUUACAGCAUGUCUACACGAAAAUGGCGUUUAAGCAAUAUUGCUCCACUAGCCGCCAAUUUCGCCGCUGUGAAAUAUAAUUGCCCAAAUGACAUUGAACAGGAAAAGGUUCGAUUUUUCUUAAAUGAAGAUCUAAUCGAGUUUGACUGGUGCGAUAAAGGUUUGUGCAAUUGGAGUGAUGUGAAGAAAGAGUACGACGAUUAUAUACAAGCAAGUUGUGAUGAAUACUAUUGUAGUUCUAGUAAUACGCGGGAAUCUCAAAGUGGUUAUAUGUUUAGCAUAGCUCUACUUAUAUUGGCUUUCAUUUCCUGCCUUUUUGUUAGCUUUUCUGUGUAAUAAAUCGUUGAAUUAA
This is a messenger RNA of Contarinia nasturtii (swede midge), 1552 nucleotides long. Its product is annotated as multiple inositol polyphosphate phosphatase 1-like. Lineage: Eukaryota; Metazoa; Arthropoda; Insecta; Diptera; Cecidomyiidae. The transcript has 7 exons. The record is from RefSeq and is a predicted model, not a curated record. Gene Ontology annotation, molecular function: inositol phosphate phosphatase activity; acid phosphatase activity. Bases 94 to 1536 code for a protein of 480 amino acids.